AUGGAAGAUAAGAAAAACAUAAGAAACUCCAAUGAAAAUAAAAUGAAAAGUCAAAACGAACACAACUCUACCUCAAAAAGAAAAAGAGCUAAUAUCAUAGAAAAUUUUGAUAUAAUAACCCAUAUGGACGAAUUUAAUAGCAAUAGCAGUUCUAAAAAAAAGAGUACAUGCCAUGAGGAGAUAAAAAAACAUGAUAUAUAUAAUGAGAAAAGUGAAAAAGGCAUAGAACAAUAUUUAAAUGAAAAUAAAACUAAUAAAGAUACUAUCAUAAAAAAAAAUAAUGAAAGCAAUAAUAUUAUGGAAAACAAUAAACAUAGCCGAAAUAUCAUAGCUUCGAAUUAUGAUGAACAUGGAACUAAUCAUGAUACCCAUUCUUUGAAAAUAAUUUCGGAUUCAACGCAUAGAGACACAAAUAGAGAAUCUAACAAAUACAAAAAGGUGCUAUAUGAUUAUGUAAAUACGCAUAGUAAACAAAUCCUGAAUAACACUGAAGAAAAGGUGAAAAAUCCAGAGAAUGUAAAUAACAAUAAUAUUACUAAUGAAAGAAAAAAUGAAAAUGAUGAUAAUAAUUCAUUUAGAUGGGUAAAUGCAUUAUUUCUUAACGAAACCAAUGAUGAAGAAAAUCGAAAUAUGGAAGAAGCUAGCAAAUUUUAUGGUGGUAUAAAAAUUCUAAAAGUAAAUACUGAUGUCAACUCAGCCAAUAAUAACAAUUCAAAAAAAAUUAAUACCGAUAUAAAGGUGGCUGAAGCUUUGGAUAUUGUGAAACUACCGGAAUCAAAUAAUUUAGAUGAAUCAUUAAAUUCUCCAAAUAUAAGUUCAUUAGCUCAAAAUGGCAAUACUGAAAGUAAUCGAACUGGUGAAAGUAAUAUCAGCGAACAACAAGUUAUAUCAGAAAGAGAAAAUGCAAACAUAGCUGAUUAUAUCUAUAACGGAAAAUGGGAAUAUCCGCUAAGCAUAUAUCAAAAAAUAAUAUUUAAAAGUCCCGAUCAUGAUUACAAAAAAUGGAUAUGCCAUUGCAAUAUUUUAUGCGUUUUAAAUCUUCCUUUAAAUGUAUCGGACUCAUACUUAUUAAAAUCUUUAAUAGAUAUGUAUUAUAAACAUAAAAAUCGGGAUAUGACAUUAGAUCUAUUGGAUAUGUUCGAUUUUGAGUAUAUAAAUACUUUUUUGGAAAUUUAUUCAUCUGUUGAUGAGGCUCCAAGAAAAUAUGAAUUACUAGCUAGCCAUUUAGGCAUAAUAAAAUUUGAUAUAUUAUUUACUACAGGGCCAUCUUACACAAAGAAUGAAAUGGUAAUAUCCAAUAUUUAUUCUAUCUCUAAAAAGUUGUAUAAGCCGGAAGAAUUCCCCAUUGGUACCUUAGGUUUAAUAUAUUUUAAAAAUGAAAAAUAUGCUAAAGAAUUUUGGACUGUUUUUUCAAAAGUUUCAACUAUAAUUAAUGGAAAAGUUAUUCAACUUAUGCCUGACGUAAAUGGGCUCAAAAUAUUUAUAGAAGCAUCUGUAUAUUAUUUGCAGCCUGAUUCCCUAUUCGCGCAAAUUAAUUAUAACGAGUUGAAUAAGCUGCUAUUUAGUAUUAAAAAUAAGCUCCCAGAAAUAAAUAAAAUGAUGAAGCUUAUAAAGAAGCAUUUUAAACAAGAAAGUAUAUGGAAUCUGAUUUUUUCCAAUGUCGACAUAAGUUUCUUAAGAUUUUAUAUGGAAAAUAUAGGAAAACCGCAAGAGCCCGAAACGGAACUGAAUGACCCAAAUGAAUCAAAUGAACUAUCAGAACAAUCUGAUGAUCCAAACACUAAUAUCGAAAAUUCUAUAAUUUCAUUUUCAAGGGCAGAAAAAGAUGAACGAGUGUCAGUUCACCUGUUUAAGACAACUACUAAGGAUAUAUGCGUGAUACACAAGGUAGACGAGAUGAAGUCGAAAUAUGUUUGUUCUCCAAGCCUUUUAGUUCGGGUAUACAACACACAUAUAAACAAAUUUUUGCUGGAUAAAGGAUAUUGUUUGAUAGCAUGCCCAUAUUUAAAUCUAGAAACAGGGAAGAAAGUUGCCGAUUUUUUAAAUAAAUUUUAUUUAUUAGAUUGGGUAUAUAACUCAAAAGAUCAAACAUGUUAUUAUUACGCUUUCAAAUCCAUAUUAGAUGCUUUGGCGGUUUUUAAAAAGAAUUUUAUUGCAUCACCAUAUCAUUAUAUAUGCUCGCUGUUUUUAAAAUUCCCUUUUGGUAUCGUCACAGCAGUUUACCUAAAUCUUAAUCCAGAUUUUAAUCCAAAGGCAAUUAAAACAAAAAAUCCACAAAAAUUAUUGGUAUUAAAAGACGACGCAGAAAAAAUGCCUAAAAUAAAUUUCGAUCCGUAUAGUAUAUCUAUUAUGAAAUGUUUAGGCAUACAAAAUCCUCAAAUACAGCAGCAAGGGAGUACGAGCAAUACACAAAAUAGAAAUAUAAUGCAAAACGCAUCCAAUUCUACCCGCAAAAAGAUGUGUUUAUAUCACAUCCAACAAAAAAAUAAACUUAAAAUACUUAGUUCAACAGAAGAAUUUUUUAUAAGCGCCGAUAAAUCUCUUCAGCACGCAUUAAUCAACAAAAUAUUCACAUAUCAUGUUGGUUUGCCAAAUUCGAUGAAUGAACCCAUCAUACAGUUUCGUAGAAGCCUCCAAUGCUAUAAGUGCAUAACAGAUAUACCUCAAAUCAUAACACAAACCAAGGAUGAACAACAAAAUAGCACGCCCUUGGGAAAUAAUCCCCCUAGAAAUCUCGCUCAAUCCAAUCAAAACAAUAGCAAUAUAAAUAUAAGACAAAUUCGUCCACACGUUUUACAACAACCAAAUGCUAACUCUUCCAAUUUACAAACCAGAAGUGCAUUUCCAUCUAAUUUAAAUUUAAAUAUGGCACGUUCUACUAGUUUAAACCAAAACAAUUUGCGUCAAGGAAAUAUGCCUGUGACCAAUUUAAAUCAAACAAGCUACUAUCAUAUUGAUUCGAAUCAUCCCAUUUUUCAGUCUAUUGCUUUACAUCAAGGCUGCAUUCAUCCUUACUACUUUCAGCUUUCUAACAUCCGUUCUCAAAAUCUUCAAGCUUCUAACAACCAUCCUCAAAACCUUCAAGCUUCUAACAGCCAUUCUCAAAACCUUCAAUCUUCUAACAGCCAUCUUCAAAACCUUCAACCUACUAACAUCCAUCCUCAAAACCUUCAACUUUAUAACAGCAAUCCUCAGAACCUUCAACUUUCUAGUAUCUAUCUUCAAAAUAUUCAACCUUCUAACAGCCAUCCCCAAAACCUUCAACUUUCCAACAACCAUACUCAAAGUCAUCAACCUUCUAACAGCCAUCCUCAAAACCUUCAACCUUCUAACAACCAUACUCAGAGCCUUCAACCUUCUAGCAUCCAUCCUCAAAGCCUUCAACCUUCUAGCAUCCAUCCUCAAAACCUUCAACUUUUCAACAACCAUACUCAGAGCCUUCAGCCUUCUAACAUCCAUCCUCAAAACCUUCAACUUUUCAACAACCAUACUCAGAGCCUUCAGCCUUCUAUCAUCCAUCCUCAGAACCUUCAACUUUCUAGUAUCUAUCUUCAAAAUAUUCAACCUUCUAACAGUCAUCCCAAAAAUCUUCAACCUUCCAACUCUCAACCUUACAACUUUCAGCUUUACAACUCUCAGCCUUACAACACACAUUUUGUUAACCACCAAACUAUAAUUUCCCAAUUGAAUAAUAAUCAGAACAAUAAUACGCAUACUAUCACCCAGACCCCAAAUAAUAUUGCCCAAAUAGAUUUACAAAACAAACACCAAAGUAGAAUAGUACCAAAUAUUGAAAGACUCAAUUUUUCAUAUACCGAUUCACUAAAUCGCUCCACACGAGAAAAUAAUAAUAGUCAUAAAAAAUCAAAGAUGAAAAGAAAGCACAAAGACACUUCAAAGUUGAAGCAUAUAAAUAAUAAUACAGGAAUAUCAUACGAUUCCAAUUCACAAAAAUCAAUUAGUAAAUGCAGUAGUGAAAAAUAUGAAAACAUAAAUUCACAAAGUAAUCGUCUCAAAAAAUCACGCCUAAAUGACAAUUCAGUAAAUAAAAGAUGCGAUUGUCAAGAGAUAAAUAAAAAGAAAAGUGUAAUAAAAAAUGAAAAACAACCAGAUAAAAAUAAUAAUACCUCAAAACACGAUGAAAGCAGUACAAAUGCGACUAAUUCUUAA
This is a messenger RNA of Plasmodium berghei ANKA, 4170 nucleotides long. Its product is annotated as conserved Plasmodium protein, unknown function. The coding region runs from base 1 to 4170 and encodes 1389 amino acids. The record is from RefSeq and is a predicted model, not a curated record. The transcript has a single exon. Lineage: Eukaryota; Apicomplexa; Aconoidasida; Haemosporida; Plasmodiidae.